UCAGUCGCAUUGAGCGCCACCGUAAUUGAUAACCAAAGGAAUGAAUAUCGGCGGCGGUGUGGUGUUUGGAGCUCCACGUGCCACCUCUCUCCGUUUCUGCCACCGUAUACCAACGCUUCGCAGCUUCUCUUCUCCAUGUGCUUCUCCUUCGUCCUUUACUGAGCAUGUAAGUUUUAUAAGAGACGUGGCUGCAGCUGAGCCUCCAAAGCAUUUGUCUCAUUUGCUGAGAUUGCUUAAGACCAGAGGUGAGGCCAUCAUUUCCCCUGAAGCAAAGCAAGGACUGAUCCCUCUUGUAGUUCCACUGGCUAAAAAUAGUUCAGAUAAUGUGAUUUCUCUGCUGAGAUGGCCAACUGCACCACCUGGAAUGGAAAUGCCAGUGGUGGAGGUUCAUAAACAUGGAGUUUGGCUUCUGGCAAAGACUGUAGAUCAAUUUAUCCAUAGAAUCCUGGUUGAGGAAGAUGCCAAAAAGUCUAGAGAAGGCAAUAACAACAUUUUUCAUGCUGCAGCUGAUGCUGGUGCGAGUCUUUAUACAAGGGGUGAUUUUGCUAAAUCUCAGAUUUCUGAUCUGGAUGCGUAUCUCUUAAGAAAGGUCGGUUUGUUUCCAGAUGUCCUAGAGCGGAAAGUGAUACAUCAUUUGGAGAAAGGAGACUAUGUUUCAGCUUUGGUGACGGGUGAAUUUUAUACAAAGAAGGAGCACUUUCCAGGAUUUGCACGGCCUUUUGUAUUCAAUGCUGAGGUUUUGUUGAAGGUUGGGCGUAAACUAGAAGCCAAGGAUGCUGCCAGGGGAGCUCUGAAGUCACCAUGGUGGACUCUGGGUUGCAGAUACCAGGAAGUUGCUCAAAUAGCAGAAUGGGAUGAUGAACAAAUUGAGUAUAUUAAAGAAAGAGUGACAGAGGAAAGCAGGCAGGAGGACCUCAAUAAGGGGAAGGAUCCUACUCAGAUUGCAUUGGAUGAAGCUGCGUUUUUGUUGGACUUGGCUUCUCUCGAAGGGACUUGGGAUGACUAUUUGGAGCGAAUUGCUGCAUGCUAUAAGGAGGCUGGACUUCCUGAUAUUGCAAGGUUUGUAGAAUCCAGGGAUUGACUCAUCAGCUUGGUGGCUAUGGAUCAGUUCUGUUUGUGCAGCGGACUGAUUGUUCGAAACCGAAUUUUGUUAACAAUAAAGAAGUUCAAAAUUCUUCAUUGCCAAAACAUGGAUCAAUUAGUAGUGAUUAUUACUUGAGCAGAAACUUGUGGUGAUUCUUAAUGGAUUUUUAGAUGAUCUCUUGAGUUGCCUAUCAGGAAUCACAGAGGCAAUGUUCCUGGAUCAGGGAAAGCUACAAUUAGCAAUGUAUCUUCCAUUUCAUUCAACAUUAUGAUUGGUUUUUGCAUUCGAGUGUCGGGGCCUUACC
Molecule: messenger RNA, 1388 nt
Organism: Manihot esculenta (cassava)
Lineage: Eukaryota; Viridiplantae; Streptophyta; Magnoliopsida; Malpighiales; Euphorbiaceae
Product: protein IN CHLOROPLAST ATPASE BIOGENESIS, chloroplastic
Exons: 11
Coding region: 41-1081 (346 amino acids)
Source: RefSeq, a predicted model, not a curated record